Messenger RNA from Papaver somniferum (opium poppy), 2984 nucleotides. RefSeq lists its product as uncharacterized. The coding region runs from base 1 to 2367 and encodes 788 amino acids. Lineage: Eukaryota; Viridiplantae; Streptophyta; Magnoliopsida; Ranunculales; Papaveraceae. Gene Ontology annotation, molecular function: nucleic acid binding; zinc ion binding. The transcript has 3 exons. The record is from RefSeq and is a predicted model, not a curated record.
AUGCCAAGGUUACCAGUUGGUCGAGGUCGUGUUCGAGGCCAAGAAGUUGAUCCAAUUGAUUAUAAUACGAUGAAGGAAGAAUUAUUGAAUGAAAUCCGAGUGAUGAUGGGUCAAAAUAACAUUCAUCAUGAAGAAGGAGACGAGGAAGAAGGGGAUAAUACCAACGAAGAAGGGGAUUAUACCAACCCUUUUGGUAGAGGACGCCGUGAAGGUAGGAUAAUCCAACGUGACGAUUCUGAGCGCUGGAAGGCCGGAAUAAAAGUGGAGGUUCCAGAAUUCUAUGGAGGUUUAGAAGCGGAGGAGUUUCUUUCGUGGUUGAACACAGCUGAGGAAGUAUUGGAAUUUAAGGAUGUACCAGAUAACAAACGAGUUCAGCUGGUAGCAACUAUGUUUCGGGGAAGAGCUAAUUCGUGGUGGCAACAACACAAACUACAACGCUCUCGUAAAGGGAAGCAGAAUUUAGUCUCGUGGGAGAAGAUGAAGAAACAUAUGAGAGCAGAAUUUUUACCACACAACUAUAUCAGCUUGAUGUACCAGCAACUACAAAACCUACGCAAGGGAACACUUUCUAUAGACGAGUACACGAAGGAAUUUUAUCGAUUACUUUCUCUUAACGAUUUGUCGGAGUCAGAUGAGCAAAGAGUCGCACGUUAUGUAGGUGGUCUUCCUCAGCAAUAUCAGGAUACACUUAACAUGUUUGACUGUUGUUCUAUAUCGGAUGCACAUCAUAGAGCAAGGCAGGUAGAGAAACAAGUGGGGCGUAGAAGUUCAAAUUGGGGUAACAAUGUAGCAUCUUCCCCAACAAGUAAUCGUAGUACGUCAACAACUAGUACUGUUAACAAACCUAAUUCGGUUUCGACCCCAAUUAAAACUCCAAUCAGCUAUUUUGGAGGCAAGUGUAAUAAGUGCGGUGAAACUGGGCACAAAGGCACUGACUGUCGCAAAGUAGAACGUGUGAACAAGGUUUUUUUCAAUGAAGACAAUCGUGAAGAAGAUGAUUGGGUACCUGAAUAUGAUGAGGAUCCAGAGGAUGACUCUGAACCUAGUGAUGAAGUAGUUACAGGAGAUACAGGAGUGAACUUUGUAGCAAGAAGAAGUUUUCUCACUCCACGUAUAGAUGAGGACGACAACUGGUUACGUAAUAAUAUAUUCCAGUCGACAUGUACGAUCGAGGGAAAAGUUUGUCGUUUAGUUAUUGAUCCUGGAAGUUGCGAGAAUAUGAUUGACGAAGAGGUCGUGAAACGGUUUAGGAUGGAAACCAAGGCACAUCCGCAUCCAUAUAAACUUUCUUGGCUUAAGAAAGGGAAUGAGGUGAAACUUUUUAUGGAACGACACGUACGUAUAGUACUUGUACCCAGCAAAGAAAUUGCACCUAAACCAUCUACCGGACAAACUACCAAUCUCUUGUCGUUUAAGCAGUUUGAAGUUGAGGCAGAAGAUGCAGGAGAACUGUAUGUGUUGAUUAGCAAAGACCAACAGCCGGAUGAAAGUAGUAUCCCUAUUGCAGCUCAACCUUUAAUUAAGGAAUUUAUUGAUGUUUUCCCUAACGAGUUGCCAGACGAGCUACCACCUCUCCGGGAUAUACAACACCAUAUUGAUCUCAUCCCUGGAUCAAGCUUGCCAAACAAAGCGCAUUAUAGAAUGAGUCCUAAGGAGCAUGAAGAACUUCGUCGUCAAGUGGAAGAGUUGUUACAGAAAGGUUUGAUCCGACAGAGCCUAAGUCCUUGUGCUGUACCGGCCUUGUUGAUUCCAAAGAAAGAUGGAACGUGGAGAAUGUGUGUUGACAGUCGAGCCAUCAACAAAAUCACAGUAAAAUACCGUUUUCCAAUUCCUAGAUUGGAUGACCUGCUAGAUCAGUUGUGUGGAGCGAAGGUGUUUAGCAAACUCGACUUGAAGAGUGGGUACCAUCAGAUCAGAAUUCGAGAAGGUGAUGAGUGGAAAACAGCUUUUAAGACUCGAGAAGGGUUAUAUGAGUGGAUGGUUAUGCCGUUUGGAUUGUCCAAUGCGCCUAGUACAUUCAUGCGUAUAAUGAAUCAAGUUCUCAGGCCCUUUAUCGGUACUUUUGUGGUCGUUUAUUUCGACGAUAUUCUUAUUUAUAGUGUUGAUAUGAACAUGCAUUUUCAACAUCUUCGAGAAGUGCUUUCAACUCUACGUCGGGAAAAAUUAUUUGCAGCCAUCAAGAAGUGUUCAUUCAUGACUGACCAAAUUCUAUUUCUCGGCUAUGUCGUAACCAAGGAUGGAAUAAAGGUAGAUGAUUCCAAGGUUGAAGCUGUAAGAAAUUGGACCACACCCACUACACUGCACGAGGAAAGUUCUCAUGGUCUGAGGAAGCUGACAAAGCCUUUGAAGCAGUCAAGACAAAACUAAUAACCGCACCACUAUUGGUGUUACCUGAUUUCAGCAAGCCAUUUGAAUUACACUGUGAUGCAUCGAAGGUGGGAAUUGGAGCUGUUUUGAGUCAGGAAGGACGACCUGUAGCAUAUUUUAGUGAGAAGUUGAAUGGUGCUAAGACCAACUACAGUACUUAUGAUGUGGAGUUUUAUGCCAUAGUUCAAGCCUUGAAGCAUUGGCGACACUAUCUAAUUCAUAACGAAUUCAUUAUGUUUUCUGACCAUGAUUCUUUAAGGCAUAUCAAUAGGCAAGAGAAGCUUUCAUCUAGACAUGGUAAGUGGGCUUCUUAUUUGCAAGAGUUCACUUUUGUACUGAAGCACAAAGCUGGGUCGCAGAAUCAAGUUGCUGAUGCUUUAAGCCGUCGAAGUAUGUUACUCAACACCAUGCGAACUGAGGUAAUAGAUUUUGAUUCGUAUUCUGAACAUAUUCUAACCGAUCCACACUUUGUGGAGAUUGUGGAUAAUAUCAGUCUAGGAAAACGAAGUGAUUACCUUAUGCAUGAAGGAUUUCUCUUUAAAGGUAACCAAUUGUGUAUUCCCGAUUCUAGUCUUCGAUUGAAGAUUAUUAAGGAGUUACAUGACGAGGGGCACAUG